Ctenopharyngodon idella (grass carp) is the source of this 3394-nucleotide messenger RNA. RefSeq names its product choline O-acetyltransferase-like. Gene Ontology annotation, molecular function: choline O-acetyltransferase activity. Bases 95 to 2023 code for a protein of 642 amino acids. The transcript is spliced from 14 exons. NCBI's taxonomy places the organism in Eukaryota, Metazoa, Chordata, Actinopteri, Cypriniformes, Xenocyprididae. Gene Ontology annotation, biological process: neuromuscular synaptic transmission; acetylcholine biosynthetic process. The record is from RefSeq and is a predicted model, not a curated record. Gene Ontology annotation, cellular component: neuron projection; cytoplasm.
GAGCGACAGACGCGUGACAGGACAGAACCUGAUGGGACAGGGGUGAUCGACAGUCUCCACAGGAGGAAUCAGACAUCUGUUGAUCCAGGAGCUGAUGAUGCCCGUCCUGAAGAGAGAAGCAGCUGAAGCCCGCAGCGACUGCAAUAUGCUGCCCAAAGUCCCUGUUCCAGACCUGCAGCUCACGCUGGACGCCUACCUGAGAUCCGUGCAACACCUCGUGUCCAAGACACAGUUCCGGAAAACCAAAGCCAUAGUGGAGACCUUCGGCAAACCUGGAGGUGUUGGGGAAAAACUGCAAAAACAGCUGCUAGAGAAGAGAGAAAAGACUGAGAACUGGGUGUACGACGUCUGGCUGGAAGACAUGUAUCUGAAGAACAGACUCGCGCUGCCUGUGAACUCCAGUCCUGCGCUGGUUUUCCCCAAACAAUCCUUCAGAGACGUUAAAGACUCUCUCAUGUUUGCUGCUCGUCUCAUUCUCAGUGUUUCUCAGUACAAGACUAUGGUGGACGGGAAGACUCUGCCGGCGGACGUUGCUCGCGGUCAGAAGGCCGACGCUCCGCUCUGUAUGGAUCAGUACAAGCGUCUCUUCAGCUCUUACAGACGGGCCGGACUGGAACAGGACACGCUCAUCACAGCGGACGGCUCAUCUGACAGCGGACACGUCAUUGUGGCCUGUAAAAAUCAGUUCUUCACGCUGAAUCUGACAGAAGGAUCCUGCAGACUGAACGAGGCUGAUGUUCAGGCUCAGCUGCAGUGGAUCUACGAGCAGACGCUGAACGCAGGGCAGAAGCAGCCGGCCGUGGGACUGCUGACUUCCGACGGCCGGACAGACUGGGCUGCAGCCAGAGACCAGCUGCUCAAAGAUCCAGUGAACAGAGAGUCAGUGGAGGUGAUGGAGCGCUGCAUGUGUGUCGUCUGUCUGGACGAUCCCACGGGACUCGAGCCCAGCGACGCUAACAGAGCUGCACUGAUGCUGCACGGUGGAGGUCCUGAUAAAAAUGGGGCAAACCGCUGGUACGACAAACCCCUGCAGUUCGUGGUCGGUGCCGAUGGUGUGUGUGGGGUCGUGUGCGAGCACUCGCCGUUCGAGGGGAUCGUUCUGGUGCAGUGCACUGAACACGUCCUGAAACACAUACGGAGCAGCUCCUGUAAGCCGAGCUCCAGUCAGAGCACGUCUGAACUUCCUCAUCCACGCAGAUUAGUGUGGAAAUGUUCCGCUCGGAUCCAAAGUGCGCUGGCCUCGUCCGCAGAUCACCUGCAAAGACUCGUGAGGAAUCUCGACAUGAGUGUUUUCACAUUCACAGCUCAUGGGAAGGAGUUGAUCAAACGUCAGAAGAUGAGUCCAGACGCGUACAUACAGCUGGCUCUACAGCUGGCCUUCUACAGGUACAGACGCUGCCACCCGUUUUACACUCUCUUUGCUGGACUGUAUGUCGUCUUGUUUUUUUUGUGCAGAUGUCACAGAAGGCCCGUCUCCACCUACGAGAGCGCUUCUCUCCGUCGCUUCCGGCAGGGACGCGUGGACAACAUCCGCUCGGCCACUCCGGAGGCUUUGGUGUUCGCCAAGGCCAUGACAGAUGGCAGAACAUCCAUUCAGGACACCGAGAAGAUGGAGAAACUGCGAGCAGCUAUAGAAGCUCAGACACAAAUCACAGCUCUGGCCGUCGCAGGGAUGGGGACGGACAAUCACUUACUAGGACUACGUGAAACGGCCAAGGAGAUGAAAAUGAAGACGCCAGACAUUUUCUCUGAUGAAACGUACCACAUCAGUAACCAUUUCAUCCUGUCAACUAGUCAGGUUCCCACGACAGAAGAGAUGUUUUGUUGCUACGGUCCAGUGGUUCCCAACGGUUACGGCGUGUGCUACAACCCGCAGCCCGAUCGCAUGCUGUUCUGUGUGUCCAGUUUCAGAGAGAGUAAAGAAACCUGUUCAGGGCUGUUUGUGAGGGCGCUGGACGAGGGACUGCAGGACAUGAUGCGUCUGUGCACUAAACACACAGAUCACAGCAACAGAGCAGAAUAACACCAUCAGAGUCUGAGACAUCAGUGGAAGAACAACACAGUCCGAGUCGAGUCAGCUUCAUUUCUACAGCGCUUUAUACAGCACAGUUCAUUUAUAGAUCGCUAUAUCUACAGAACAGAUAGUUUCAAAGCAGCUUCACAGUGAUAAACAGGGAAAUUACAGAAUGCAAACAGAAUUCAGUCGUGGUGUGGAGCAGCUCUAAAAGACAACAGCAGCUUGAUGACUGUAAUGUGAAUAUUCCUCACAGCUCGGUUUUAGACAUAUAUGUUGGAAUACUUCAUGUCUUUAACCAGACACAAAUGUUUGGUAUGACUGAAGGAAACGCUGGUGAAAUUUUUUUUUUUUUUACUGUCUGUGAACUAAAUUAUUGGACAUUAGAUUUUAAUUUAUUAUAUUUAUUAUGCUAUUAUAAAAAUUGCUAUUUUCAAAGCAACAAUAACCAGUACUGUAAAUUAUUACUGUAAAAUUAGUCCAUUUAAAAAAGUAAUUUGAUUAUAUUUCCAUUAAUAUAAAAAAACUAAAGAAUGUUCACGCUACUUUCUGAAUCUAAAUCUCUCUGACUGGAGUAACAAAUAAAAGUAAUGUCAAAGAUUGUCUAUUUCAUACAUAUACUACUGAAUAUACUGGCAUGUGUAUAUACAUACCAUAUAUAUGUUAAACAUACAUAUAAAAUAGUAUAAGUAAAAAAAGUUCAUCAAAAAAACUAAAGUACGUAUAAGUUUACAUGUUAUUCGGUAGUCUGUAAAACACACUUUAGGAGAAUACUGCUAAUAUUACUACGAUUAAUCAAACACACAUACACAAAAUACAGUAAAAUAUACUUCAUGUACUGCAAUUAAUGAUGCACUUCCAGAACUUAAACAUACUUAAUCUCAAAGAUAACUGCAUAUGAAUGUGAAGAAGAUUCACUGUCUUUAUUACAGUAUGUGGAUGUACUGUCUAUGUAUGUCUGUGUGUGGUAUAUAUAUAUAUAUAUAUACAUAUGUGUGUGUGUGUGUGUGUGUGUGUGCGCAAUAAAUUCAGUUAAAGUUCAAUAUGUUAAACACUGUGAAGUAGAUUAUAAAUAUUUGCACUAGAGACAUGAAAAAUUAGAGACAUAUGCACUAAUAAUCAUCGUCAAUAUGUUUAAUAUCUGUUCCUGUGAGUAAAUACUGUUAUUUAUGGAUUAUAUUGAUGUCUGAUGGAUUCCUUCUUUACUGUAUUUGUGACAAUAUGUCAGCUGAAUAAAAAGUCAGUGCGCAUAAAAAUGUAUUUUUGUAAGUUCAAUGCAUUUUACUCAUGUAUAAUGUUUGCCACUGUAUGUUACUGUAUUAUUGUGUGUUGAGUUAAUAACUGAUGGAGAUUCAGAGCUGUCAGUCAUAUGAGACAAAU